CAGGAGGACUCGUUUAUGAAAAGGGGCUGGUUUAAUUCGAAGGCAUGUCACUUUUUUCUUUACUGUUCUUUCAGCGACUGCAGUACAAGUUCGCAACUCCUAUUCUGCGGGCAGAGCCGAGGAGAGUUGAAAACCGACAGGGAGCGAAGAAACUGAAGAACAGAGCUCCGCUAACUCCGUGACAGGGCAGGAACACGCACCUUCUCAACACAACACACGAGGCAAAGGUCUCAGCGAUGAUGUCUCCUCUCCUCCCUCUCUUGUCCCUGCUCGUCUCCUCUCUCGCACUCCCCUUUGAGCAGAGGGGUUUCCUGGACUUCUCGCUGGACAUUGUCGAUGGGGGGGGCUCGAUGAUGAUGAUGAACGAUGAGGAGGGCUCAGCCAUCGAGGAGGAGACCCCCACGCCCCCCGGCCCAGGACCUGUCUGCCCCUUCGGCUGUCACUGCCACCUAAGAGUGUUGCAGUGCUCCGACCUGGGUCUGACCUCAGUUCCGAAGAACAUACCUUCAGACACAGCCCUGUUGGACCUGCAGAACAACAAGAUCACAGAGCUGAAAGAAAAUGACUUUAAGGGGCUCCACAACCUCUACGCGCUGGUCCUGGUCAAUAACCGCAUCUCCAAGGUGAGCAGGAAGGCCUUCCAGCCUCUGAGGAGUCUGCAGAAGCUCUACUUCUCCAAGAACCUCCUGACUGAGGUCCCGCAGGGCCUGCCCCCCUCGCUGGUGGAGCUCAGAAUCCACGAGAACAGAAUCAAGAACGUCCGCAAGGGGGCCUUCCAGGGACUGGGCAGCAUGAACUGCAUCGAAAUGGGGGGUAACCCCUUAGAGAACAGCGGAUUUGAACCCGGGGCCUUUGAUGGACUGAAACUUAACUACCUUCGAAUCUCUGAAGCCAAACUUACUGGAAUUCCCAAAGAUUUCCCAGCCAGUAUCAAUGAGCUGCACCUCGAUCACAAUCAGAUUCAAGCCAUUGAGCUUGAGGACCUCAUCAGAUACAAGAGUCUCUACAGGCUGGGUCUGGGGUACAAUCACAUUCGCAUGAUUGAGAAUGGCAGCCUUGCCUUCGUCCCGAACCUGAGGGAGCUUCACCUGGACAACAACCGACUGAGAAAGAUACCAGCCAACCUGCCGGACAUGAGAUACCUGCAGGUGAUCUACCUGCACGCUAACAAUAUCAGCCAGGUGGGAGUGAAUGAUUUCUGCCCUCGAGGCUUUGGUGUGAAGAGAGCUUUCUACAACGGCAUCAGCCUCUUCAGCAAUCCUGUCAACUACUGGGAGGUACAGCCUGCCGCCUUCCGCUGUGUCACCGACAGACUGGCUAUACAGUUCGGAAACUACAAAAAGUAAAGAGAGAGGAGAGGGAGAGGGGGAGAGGAGAGGAGGGAGAAAACGCAAGCAUUUUCUGUUUGUUGGUUUUUUUAUUGCAUAAUGUUAGCGUUGUAUGUUGGUGUAUAUUAGUGAUGGAUGGCACUUGUUUUCAAAGUCUCCCAGCUUGUACUUCCUGAGGUCACUUUCAUCCCAGCAUGGAAAAAUAACAUUUCUUUAAAACAAUGUGACUGGCAUUUGUGAUCCAGGUUGGAAAGUUGAAUACGUUUGUGAAUCUCUUGAGAGCAUCGCCUCGUCCUCACAGACUGAAAUAAACUUUCCUGGUCCAGUAACUCUCCUGAAAAAACGAAGACCUUGAGAAAGACUGACUUGAAACAUUUGUCAUUGAAUUUAUUAAGUUUAUUUUAGUUUUUUUCUAAAUGUGUCACUUCUUAUUUUAUAGCUUAAGAUAUCAAAUCAAAUUUCUACUGUUUUUGAAUUUUUUUUCAAACAUUUUCUUUACUUAGUUCUCCUUUCUAGCUACCUUUAACCUGAAACAUUUCAAAUGACAGCUCCCCUCACUGGAACUGAAGGCUGAUGGGAGAUGUAGUUUUUUUUUUUUUUUUUUAACUAAGACAGGUUUCAGUAUAAAGAACUACAGCUCCCAGGUUAUAGUAUUUUUUAUAUAUGUUGUGUAUACCAAGUAGGAGACAGGGGGUAGGGAACUAGAUCAGGGAGUAUAUAAUGAACUUGGGUUCAUCCAUCACUGAUAUACACCCACAGCCCCCUACCCCUCCCUUCCAGACAACUCUAUUCUCCAGUGUUUUACUCAUUCUUUAUUUUCAGUUUUUACCAAUUUAAAAAAAAAAGUGACCCUUUUUUUCACCCACAAUUUGGGCUCAAGUUAUAAUUCAUCUUUAUCUAACCCACAUUUUACACCAUCUUUUUUAUUUAUUUAUUUUUUAUUUUUUACCAGUUUUUUUUAGCUACAAAUUCUCAAGUUUACAACCAAUUCAAAUUAAAAUUGUACCUGUGUUUACCACCAAAAUUACAGAUUAUUCCCCAUAUUUCCCAGGCUUUUCACAAAUAUCCAGACCCAAUUUUAAGACAACUCCACGUGAUAAAAUAUUUAAAAAAAAAACAUUAAAUGGACCCAAUUUAGCUAUAAGCCUAUAUUCAAUGUAAGAAUC
Molecule: messenger RNA, 2494 nt
Organism: Acipenser ruthenus (sterlet)
Lineage: Eukaryota; Metazoa; Chordata; Actinopteri; Acipenseriformes; Acipenseridae
Product: biglycan
Exons: 8
Coding region: 237-1346 (369 amino acids)
Molecular function (GO): protein binding
Source: RefSeq, a predicted model, not a curated record